Eurypyga helias (sunbittern) is the source of this 1326-nucleotide messenger RNA. RefSeq names its product nucleolar complex associated 4 homolog (S. cerevisiae) (gene NOC4L). The record is from RefSeq and is a predicted model, not a curated record. Gene Ontology annotation, biological process: ribosome biogenesis. The coding region runs from base 22 to 1326 and encodes 434 amino acids. The transcript has 13 exons. Gene Ontology annotation, cellular component: nucleolus; small-subunit processome; Noc4p-Nop14p complex. Lineage: Eukaryota; Metazoa; Chordata; Aves; Eurypygiformes; Eurypygidae.
AGCGCCGAGGACAAAUACAAGAUGUGGAUGAGGCACCGCUACAAGGACUGCGUGGAUUGCUUGGCGGAGCUGAUGGGACACGAUGCCUUCCAGGUCAAGGAAUUGUCGCUCUGCACCCUCAUGAAGUUUGUGGAGUUGGAGGCACAGCAUCCCUUGAUCAAAGUAGAGUGGAAGGGGACUUUAACUUUUCCGCGUGAACUUCUUAAGGUAGUUGUUGAUGGCUUACUUCCCUUAAAUGAGGACGCUUCACUCCUGAUCUCCCGCUUUCAAGAAUACAUGGAGUAUGAUGAUGUUCGGUACUUUGUCAUGAAGGCGGUCACUGAGAGUAUUGGACAAGUCAUGCAGAAGACGAAAGAGAGGCCACUGCCGUUUUACCAACAGAAUGUAUUUUCUCUCAUUUCACCCAUUAACAUGCCAGACAAAGAGAGUGACAUGGUCAAAUUUAUGGUGAAGCAAGAUAACUGGCAGGAAUUGAAAGUGUCGAAGCUUCAGGCACACAAGCAGGCGUUUCAAAAGAUGUGGCUGAGUUUUUUGAAGCACAAGCUGCCCACUGGCCUUUACAAAAAAGUUCUUGUCAUUCUGCAUGAUUCCAUCCUGCCUUACAUGAACGAGCCCACUCUCAUGAUAGAUUUCUUGACGGUGGCCUAUGGCAUAGGUGGAGCCAUCAGUCUUCUAGCCUUAAAUGGAUUAUUUAUUCUGAUUCAUGAACAUAAUCUGGAAUAUCCUGACUUUUACAAAAAGCUGUACAGUCUUUUAGACCCUUCUAUCUAUCACGUGAAGUACCGAGCCCGCUUUUUCCAUUUGGCUGAUCUGUUUUUGUCUUCAUCUCACUUGCCAGCAUACCUGGUGGCAGCAUUUAUAAAGCGUCUCUCCCGGCUGGCCCUCACUGCUCCUCCCGAGGCUCUACUCAUGGUCAUCCCCUUCAUCUGUAAUCUCUUCCGGAGGCACCCCGCGUGCAAGGUGCUUGUACACAGACCUAAUGGGCCAGAAGAUAUGUCGGAAGAUCCAUAUAUUAUGGAGGAGAAGGAGCCAUCUGAAAGCAGGGCUUUGGAGAGCUCUCUCUGGGAGAUUCAGUCUCUACAAAACCAUUAUCACCCAGAUGUGGCCAAGGCAGCCGCUGUCCUGAACCAGUCGCUGUCGGAAAUAGAGGAUGACCUAUCCGCGCUCCUGGAGCUCUCGGCGUACGAGGUAGCGUCGCUGUGCUUUGUCACUUUUGAUAAAGAAGUAAAGAAAAAGGCUGUUGAUGUGCCCCUGGAGUUUGAGCAAGUACGAGGUUUGUUUGGGAAGAAAAAUGAUAUUUUUGCAGAGCACUUUGCUUUAGAUUGA